Candidula unifasciata is the source of this 288-nucleotide messenger RNA. Lineage: Eukaryota; Metazoa; Mollusca; Gastropoda; Stylommatophora; Geomitridae. The record is from the annotation of a GenBank genome assembly.
AUGCCAGAGAAAUGUGAGCAGCGGGAGGAGAUUCGCUGGAGGCCCAACCGAGUGGUGGAUGGGGACCUCCUGAUGUACCUGAGGGCUGCCAGGAGUAUAGCAGCCUUUGCAGGAAUGUGUGGGGGAACUGCAGAAGAUCGGUGCGAGGCUGAGGCCAUGGAUGACACCACAGUCAAUGCUCUAGACACACUGCACAAACAUAACUACGAUACGUCCAAGUCACUUCAGGCCCUAGUCAAGGGACCUUCUGUCAUGUACAAGGAGAAGAAAUGGAAUGAGGAGGACAUU